CUUUUUUCCUUCGUGGGAAGCCAUGAUGGCAGUUUGAGAGCGGAGCUACGGAGCACCCUGAGAAGAGAUGAGUCCCGCCGACAAACCGCACAUCUUUUCGCUUCUUCAACGACCACCUUCGCAUCUAACUUACGGUUAAAGUGGAGACUGUCCGUAGUCAUUUUUCACGGAACUACACUGACCAUCCAGCGACGACGAUGAUCAUUCGUUAGGAGGGUUUUUUUGAGGGGGUUUAGCUGUGGUGGCUAGCGGGCGAUGCUAGUCGGGAAAGGCUCGCCUGUGUGUUGUCUUCUUCGCGCAGAGAUGGAGAGGAUUCGCUCCUCUCUCUGGACCUGAUCACGGCGCGCGCGCCUGACACACAGACUUCUGCCUUAUUGUUGCUAUUAUAUUGGAUGCGUUCCAGUUUGACGGGACCGCAGGAUCGGAGGACCUUUUCAGCUGCUCGGAGGACUGCGCGAUCGAGACCGGGAGAGUGGGGCCUGCUGCGCCGGAGCGGAUAGAGGCCCGUCUGCGUGAAGCCCGAAUUCGGCCCGCUGCGCGAGACCAACCGGGCCAGUCCGCGCGCGCACUCGUACAUACAUAUAUAUAUAUAUAUAUACACUCUCGAGGGUGAGAAAGGGACAGAGCCAUCCCGAGUAAAAAUAACCCCUUUCUCUCUAACAAUAAAUCAGGAAUAAACUGAAGUGCUUUGAACUGCUGUCAUGGAGUUCAAAGCAAAAAUUAAAGAAAUAGUCAGUCGGAAUAAGAGGAGGUACCAGGAAGAUGGAUUCGAUUUGGACCUGACAUACAUCUACCCAAACAUCAUUGCCAUGGGCUUUCCCGCCGAACGGUUGGAGGGAGUUUACAGAAACAACAUUGAUGACGUGGUGCGGUUUUUGGAUUCAAAACACAAGAACCAUUAUAAAAUCUAUAACCUAUGUGCUGAACGACACUAUGAUGCAUCUAAAUUCAACUGCAGGGUGGCACAGUAUCCAUUUGAGGACCACAACCCGCCUCAGCUUGAGUUAAUAAAGCCCUUCUGCGAGGAUCUUGACCAGUGGUUGUCCGAGGACGAGAACCAUGUGGCCGCCAUCCACUGUAAAGCCGGUAAAGGUCGCACUGGGGUCAUGAUCUGUGCCUAUCUUUUACAUCGCAAGAAGUUCAUAGAUGCACAAGAGGCACUGGACUUUUAUGGGGAAGUUAGGACCAGGGAUAAAAAGGGGGUAACCAUUCCCAGCCAGCGUAGGUAUGUUUAUUACUACAACUACUUGCUGAAGAACAAGCUGGAAUAUAAACCAGUCGCACUCCUCUUCCACAAGAUGGUUUUCCAGACUCUGCCUAUGUUCAGUGGGGGGAAUUGUAGGGACAGUACUGUUAAAAACAGGAGUGAGGUGAAUCCCCAGGGCUUCAAGAAAGGCAGCUGGCACUGGGACCCUCAGUUUGUUGUGUAUCAGUUGAAGGUGAAGAUCCACACAUCAAACCCGGCCCACACACGGAGGGAAGAAAAGCAUAUGAUCUUUGAGUUCCCUCAGCCUCUUCCUGUAUGUGGUGACAUAAAAGUGGAAUUCUUCCACAAACAGAGCAAGAUGAUGAAGAAGGAUAAAAUGUUCCAUUUCUGGAUAAACACGUUCUUUAUCCCGGGUCCCGAGGAAGCGGGGGAGAAAGUGGAGAAUGGGUCUGUGGUCAACGAUGUAGACAGCCUCUCCUCUGAAAGCCAAAGCUCUCUGGCGGAGAGGGAGAGAGAGAAGGAGCGAGGAGUUGGAGGAGGACUUGAAAGAGACAAAGCAGCUGAAAGGGGAGGAGAGCGAGCGGGAACAGCAGACGGAGAUAAAGACUACUUGAUUCUGACCUUAACGAAGAACGACCUGGACAAGGCCAAUAAGGACAAAGCUAACCGUUAUUUCUCACCCAACUUCAAGGUGAAUUUGUACUUCACCAAGACGGUCGAGGAGCCCUCAAACUCAGAAGCAAGCACUUCAACUUCUGUCACUCCGGAUGUGAGCGACAAUGAACCUGAUCACUACCGCUAUUCUGACACCACUGAUUCAGAUCCUGAAAAUGAACCUUUUGAUGAGGAACACCACACACAGAUCACAAAAGUGUGAACACUUUGGCAUCUGCACACACACACACACACACACAAACAUACAUGCCGGACAAAAACAAGACAAACCAACCAACACCAGUGAAAUAAAAAAGGAGAAAACUUGAAAAUAAA
Molecule: messenger RNA, 2197 nt
Organism: Myxocyprinus asiaticus (Chinese sucker)
Lineage: Eukaryota; Metazoa; Chordata; Actinopteri; Cypriniformes; Catostomidae
Gene: ptena
Product: phosphatase and tensin homolog A
Exons: 10
Coding region: 702-2084 (460 amino acids)
Biological process (GO): phosphatidylinositol dephosphorylation; negative regulation of cell population proliferation; phosphatidylinositol 3-kinase/protein kinase B signal transduction
Cellular component (GO): nucleus; cytosol; cell projection
Molecular function (GO): phosphatidylinositol-3,4,5-trisphosphate 3-phosphatase activity; phosphatidylinositol-3,4-bisphosphate 3-phosphatase activity; inositol-1,3,4,5-tetrakisphosphate 3-phosphatase activity
Source: RefSeq, a predicted model, not a curated record